Nanorana parkeri is the source of this 805-nucleotide messenger RNA. It is a transcript of the gene MVB12A, whose product is annotated as multivesicular body subunit 12A. Lineage: Eukaryota; Metazoa; Chordata; Amphibia; Anura; Dicroglossidae. Gene Ontology annotation, biological process: regulation of epidermal growth factor receptor signaling pathway; endosome to lysosome transport via multivesicular body sorting pathway; virus maturation. The transcript is spliced from 9 exons. The coding region runs from base 10 to 798 and encodes 262 amino acids. Gene Ontology annotation, cellular component: ESCRT I complex; cytosol. The record is from RefSeq and is a predicted model, not a curated record.
UUCCAUAAAAUGGAUGGCAAUUCCAAGCCUCUCACCAGCCUUGCAUGGACAUCUGGCCAAUCACUGUGCCCCAAAGGCCACAACUUAAUCGUAGCCACCAUGGAAGGAGCGUCUGCCAACUUUUUGAAGGGAUUUAAUCAGAAAUCUGCUCUGUAUCUCACUUGUAGCACAGAGCCAACAUCAGAGACUAUAGAGCAAGUGAUUACAGAUGUUAUGCUACUGAGCGAAAAAUCCCCUUUACCGGUAGGAUAUGCUUUUAUUGGGGAAUACAUUGAUCCAAAGAUUACUGUGCCAAAGAAGAAAAGGCUGUGUAUGAAGCUGACUCCCAUAAACACUGCUGAAUCUGCUGUCGCUGAGCUCAAGCUGACUGUGAAAAAUAAGCAGCUCACUGCACCGUACAAACGUAUCGGUGAUAUGAGCGGCCUGGCUUUGUGGUGCAGGAAUGUUCCUGUAUCUGCCCCCAAACCAACACCAAAACCUCGAAAUGUUACGUCGGGCGUAAGAGGACUUUCUCUAGACAGCAGCAGUUCGGCUCAGCCAGCCACACAAGAAGCCCCUGUUCCAAAACUGAGUCGAGCAUCUUCCAUCUCUGAGCAUCCUAUAUAUGAGUCUAAUGUUUAUGGAGUAUCUGCUAUUGAUGGAAUUCCAUUCACAAUCCACCCAAUGUUCGAAAGCAGGCUUGCAGAGCCAUCUAUUAUCUCAUCUAACUUACAUGACCUUCGAAUCAAAACCCUGGCUGACAUUGAAAAUGAGUACAACUAUGGAUUUGUGGUGGAACGUACUGCAUGCGCUAGAUGAUGCUGAA